GUGUCAGACAUUCCCACUGGGUGUGGAACAAACAAAAACGAAAGGCUACACAGAAAGCUUCGGAAAAUUGCAGGAAGAAGUAAGUUAGGUGUUAAACUUGCGUAUGCUCUGUUUACCAGAGCUUUUCAUCUCAUAAAUACUGAAACAGACGAAAAACAGGGAUGUAAAAAAGAAGUAGUGGAAACUAUCGAUGUAGAAGAGAAUUUUGGCUUUUAUAAGAAUGCCAAUGGAAGCGUUUUACCAGCUGAUAUCCUGAGUUUAAACGAAUCUAAAUCCGAUCAAGACAGUUUGAUGCUGGAAGCCAUUAUCAAUAGAGCAGACGUUUCGAGCAAAAUCUAUAAUAACGUAAAAGGUAAUGGACUAGAUGAACUGGAAAGUCACGACUUCCGUCGGUCACUAUUGGUUUUCCAGUCAAUGAAUAAAGAACAUAACACCAAUCAUUCAAGUCAAAGCAUCCUUGAUCAGCGCGCAGAAAAUAUGGGUUUUAAAAGACAACCAUCAUCAAAAGAUGGGGACUGCUUCUUUUUUUCGCUCGCCUUACAGAUAUCGAACUUGUUGACCACAUGCGACGAAAAAGUUGAAGAACAAUUCAACAAACUUGGAAUCAAAAAUCAACAAAGUAUUACCGAAAUAGCACGACGUUUGCGACAAUUAAUAGUUCAAGAAUGGCUAAGUAACAGCGAGCAAUACCAACCCUUUGUUCAACCGGGCCUUGACUAUUAUUCUGAAGCGAAACGAUUCUUAAUGCCAGGUCAUUUUGCAGCGAGUAUUGGCGAUGCUAUGCCACUUGCCGCAGCCAAUGUCCUCCACCUUCCCCUUGUCCUUGUAACGUCAGUAACAGAUUGGCCUUUAACAAUCGUUACGCCACACGUUCAGGCCAUUUCCAGUGUGCCGCUGUAUCUCGCAUUUACACAAGAGGAAAGUGGCCAUUAUGAUUCAUUGAUUGAACUUUCAAGACCCCAAUUUGUAGGAAAAUACAGGACAAUGCGGGAAAUCCGAAUAAAGUGCCGUUGUGGUGUCAACAACAAAAAUGCAAAUACUUUAAACUGUUGCGAGGCACCAAAACAAAGUAUUGGGAGAAGAAGAAAGUACUCAAGCAGAUGGAAAUGUUUGAAAGCGGGAAUAAAAUGUGGUGACAAGUGCAAAUGCAAAAGCUGUGGAAACGGAAGAAACUCACCUGAAGCAAGGCAAAGAAAGAACUACAGAAGCAAGUUUAUUAAAACAUCUUUCACUAAAAGAAUAACAGAAAAACCAUUUUUAUUACAAAGGGAAGGCGCGGAUUACACACGUAGCAGUUUUUCUGUGUUGGAACUUAUGAUUUUGGAAUUUUACUUACUGUCGUUGGGAAUCAAAUCUUGUAAAAACAAACCAGAAAAAGUGGCAAAGCUCUACAACUCAUGUAUUGAUUUUUAUAACCGCUCUACAGCACACAAAUUAACUCGGAGGUCGAUUACUGAAAUAAAAACGGAAAUG
Messenger RNA from Porites lobata, 1473 nucleotides. Lineage: Eukaryota; Metazoa; Cnidaria; Anthozoa; Scleractinia; Poritidae. The record is from the annotation of a GenBank genome assembly.